Labrus bergylta (ballan wrasse) is the source of this 5131-nucleotide messenger RNA. RefSeq names its product centrosomal protein 104 (gene cep104). NCBI's taxonomy places the organism in Eukaryota, Metazoa, Chordata, Actinopteri, Labriformes, Labridae. Gene Ontology annotation, cellular component: cilium. The record is from RefSeq and is a predicted model, not a curated record.
UCGCUCUCUGGGAUAAAGAAGCUGUUGUAAAAACGUAUUACCAAAUAUAUUUGAUAAUUUUAUCGAUUUAAAGUGGCUUAGGUGUAAGCAGCAUACAUGAUACAACAUGAACUUUUACAGUUGACUUUUAUAAAUACCAGAUACUUUGACGCUUGGUAAAAUACAAUGACGACAAUCCAUUGCGACGACACGCGACAAUCCUACCAUUGCGCAUGCGCGCCGCGCUGAUUGUUGUCAGUGGUGGUUAUGGAGAUGAGAUGGGACUACGAGCUGUCAACAUUGCGGUGAUGUUAGUGAGGGAUGCCUAAGAAGAUAGGAUUCACUGUGGUCAAUUCUUCAAGUCAUGAGGACAACUUCAGUGCAAAGGAGCUGAUGGUCCAUGCACCCACGGUUAAUGGCUGGAGAUCCAGCAGGCUGUGCUCAUACCCCCAGCACAUCACCCUCCAGCUGGGGGAGAGAAGUAGGGUGAGGAAGCUGCAGCUGCUGGCUCACCAGUACUUGAUCCCAGCCAAGGUGGAGUUCCACAUUGGAGAGACUCUCCCUGAAAUCAGCACCCAAGGGUUCCCUGGGCCGCUUCGCAGACUAGGGUACGUUUCUCUGUCAGACAAUGAGAAGACAGGCUUCAAAGCGCGGGAGCUAAAGUCCGUCCAUGUAGAUGCCAUCGGUACAUUCCUGAGGAUAACCUUCCACAGAAACUAUGAAAACCGUUUCAAUCUCUACAAUCAGGUUGCUUUGGUUGCCAUUAAUGUUCUGGGAGAGUCUUUGGAUGGCAAUGCUUUUAACACGAUUCCAAGCAGAGAGCAGCUGAUCGAACACUACCUCAACAGUACACAGCUGGAAACCGCCUUGGACACGACAUUCAUGGGGAAAUGUGAGUCCAUCUCCAUGUUGGACGACCUGGCCUUCGACAUGUACCAGGACCCCGAGGUUGCCCACAUCAUCCGUCUCCUGGACAAAAAGAAGCAGGACAUGGUCCGGCAAGAGAAAUUUGAGCAGGCCAAGAAUCUGAAGCAGGCAAUCGCAGACCUGCAAAAGGUAGGGGAGCGUUUGGCUCGGUAUGAUGUUGAGAAAAGAUGUGCCAUUGAAAAGGAAGACUACGACCUGGCCAAGAAGAAGAAGGAGCUGAUGGCCGACUACAGGAAGAGUGUCUACCAGCAGCUGGAAGUCCACAACCUGCUGGAUAUGGCACUGAUCACCAGGGCUGCAGAUUCAUCCCCAGCCAAGGAUCCUCCUUCUCUCCUGCCUUCUCUGGCUCACCAUCCAGUCCCCACCAAGCCCCUUGUGUCCACAGACACAUUAAAGAAGAGGAAAAAAACGAAUGCUCCUCAGAAACAACAGUCAGACUCAGAAACUGUUAUUACCAAGCCAAGCAGACAACCUGAGACACCAUGCACACCUGCUGCUUUACCCAAGAUAGAUGUGACCAGUGUACCUUAUGAUGAGAGGCCUCUGCCCACCCUUCAGAGGAUAGACGGGCCCGUGGAGGUCAUCCAGAGUCCUGCAGAGCAGAACUCCCCCCAGCAUGAAGCCCAAAUGACUCCACAAAGCUCUGAGAUGAGUGGGGAGCCUGAGCCACUGACAGAGAAGGUGCAGAGAGAGGCUGGCCUUCCAAUUGAGGUCUUUGGGGAAAGCCUGGUUGCUGGGGCAUAUUCCAAAACCUGGUCUUACAGAGAGGAUGCCCUCAUGGCUGUCCACAAGAAGCUUUUGGAGCUAUCACCCACCACUCCAAGGGAGGAACUCAGGAACAUGAUAAGAGCUGCGACCUUCCUAGUUAAGAAGGCCCUCCUGGAUAAAGUGUCAUCUGUUUUUCAUGCCUCCCUGAAGCUGCUGCAGGUACUCCUGAGCCAGCUCAUCCCAGCUCUGGGGUUGGGCCGGGCUGAGCUGAACCACUGCUUGGAGCAGACUUUGCCCAGCCUGCUGGUCAGGACAGGAGAGUCAGCCAGCCGCUUAAGAUCCACAGCCAAUGUCUUCAUACUGGAAAUAGCUGUUUUGAAGGAUGUACGCGUCCUGCAUGGAAUCCCUGGUGAGCUGGUGAAGCCCUUCAAAUCCAACUUCCCUUCUCGUCUGGCUCAAAGUCGGGCUGAGCUUGUUCAGAAGCUACUUGCUGAACUUGGUACAGAGAAUUCUGGCUUCACCUUGGACAAUGUCAUGAAAUUCUGUGCAGCAGCUUUGGAGCACAGUGCAUCAGGGGUUAGAGAGCUGGCAGCACAAAUCAUCUUAUCCAUGUACCAGCAGCACAGAGCUGCUGUUCUCAGCUACCUUCCUCCCAGCGAUGCUGCCGCACGGAGGAACUUCCUCUACAAAACCCUCUUUGAUGGCUUUGCCAAGAUUGACGGAAAGCUGGUGGAGACUCAGACUUUGAAGAAGGGAGGUGGUGAGCAGGAUGGGCAAAAAGAGAAGGCGGAGAUCCACUCUCUUCAGGAGCAGCUGGCUGCCUUGAAAGAGAUCACGGAGGGAGGCAAUGGAAGCACAAAAGAACAACUGCCUAAGAAAGAAGCUCCCAAAGCUGAGAAAGGGACCCAAAAAGCUGGCAGAACAACCGCUACAAAAAUUCCCCAAAGCGCGGUGACACAAAGCUCUGAUGUCCAACAGUCCAUCAACUACUUGGACAACCUGUGUAUAUUCUGCGGUAAAAAGGACGAGUCAUUCACAGAGGAUGGGUUGGACCUUCACUACUGGAAGCAUUGUCCGAUGCUGAGACGCUGCGAUGAAUGUAGACAGGUUGUUGAGAUUGCCAGCCUAACCGAGCACCUACUGGGUGAAUGUGAGAACCGAUCCAAGUUCAGCCAGUGCCCACGCUGCUCAGAGGCCCUCGCUACUGAAGAUCUGGCUCGCCAUGUCCAAGGACCUGCCUGUAAUCCCCCCGUUUCAGGUAAAGGAUCCAACCACUGUCCUCUGUGUCACAACAACUUCCUGCCUGGAGAGGAGGCCUGGAAGACUCACCUCAUGGGCAGGGAGGGCUGUAAACAAAACUCACGCAGGACUGCGGUGUCCCAGAGAACUCAGCCAGCACAAGGGCGAGCUGUUGGUGGAGCUAAGAUGAAACAGUCGUGGUCAGUCGGGGCCAGACCUAGACCUAGGCCCAUGGGCAGAGGAAGCCGGAUACCAGCUCUGGCAUCCUUGAGCAGAGGGCAAACUCCAGGAAAGAGUUGAAGUUUUUUUGAAGCCAGCAGCAGCACACCCCCCCCCCCCCCCACACUCCUUUAUAAUUUCAGCAUUUGUAAAAAUGGAACAACAACCUGUCUAUUAAAAUCUACUUGUUCAGACUCUAUAGAUGUUGGUUGUGAUCAGUGAUGUAAUCCAUCCUGAAAAGAGACAGCUGGACUCACCAAAUGUUAGAUCUCUUGCUUCUUUUGUCUGUGAGUCAGGCCUCCGGUGUCACAAACCUGCUAGGCUAGUUAACAUGAGCACACUGGGUUUACUUAUAUCUCCUUUCUCAGUUUUGAGGCACUUUUUUUCUUCUACAAAUUGCUGUUUGUUGUCACCUCUGUGGUAAGGAAAAGUAAAUUCUACCUUCCAGGGUUUCAGAUGAAAAUGUGUCGUCUCCAAGCCAAAGUGGAUGUAACUCUAAUGACAUCACUCUGACAUCAUCAGGGUUCUUUUCUCGCCCUGACUAAUAUACUUCAGAGCCACAGAAGACAGUAUUAUACAAGUGCUUUCACAGGCUAGCAUACUUACCUUUAUUAGUAUUCUUUCAAAUAGUUCCCUUUAAAACUGCACAACCAUACAAUGCUGCUGUCAAUUUGUUAAUUUAAAAAAGUUUAUUUAAAAAAAGAGGAAUGUUUAUAUACAAAUCUUUUUGUAAAGCAACAACCAAAACAAAAAAAAAUGUGUGAUGACUUAAUGAUUGUGUCUGCAUAGGAUGAAACAGACAAGAAUCAGAUCAAUAGCAGAAGAAUAUCGACUGAAACAUAAAAACACUCCACUAGAGCAGUGGUUUUCAACUGGUGGGUGGGGACCCAAAAAAAUGUUUGUUUUGUUCAGUUUGUAGCUUCCUUCAGAUAUUGUGUAUCCUCUGAGGUACACAAAUAUGUGACAGAAGCUGCAAACCGCACAAUAUUGCAUUCAAUAAAUCUAAUUGGUUGAAAAUGAUCCAAAAAUUGUUUUUUCAGGGAGGAGUCGUGGUGGGUCCUGAGGCUAGAAGAGUUGAGACCCACUGCACUACAGCACUUCACUCCACUAGUAGCGGCACUAAGAGAACUGAAGUUUAAUUACAAGCAGGAGACUUUCCUCCCUUUGCAACACUCCAGCAGACGAUACUUCAAUCCUAAAGCCCGCUGAAACCUGAAUGUAUCUUGUCAGCAUUACAAUUUUGCCAUCUGUUUACAUGUUUAUAUCCCGUAUUGAAUAGAUUGUAUUAAAGAAAAGAAGUAGGACUUUUGCCAAACGGACAACGCUUCAUUGCUGAAUAUUCUGUUUAAUUUAUUUAUUUUCCUGCUUAAUGUCUGACAAUCUGAACUCAAUAUGUUCAAGUGAGAGCGCCAAAAGAGAGACUUUAACUUAAUAUAACUAUGACAGAAAAUGAAAUAGACAGGAAGUGCUGUAGACAUGCAGUAGAACUAGUAUAGCACUUUAUUCUUCAAGUCGGCUUUAUUUCAGCGGAGUCUGAUUCACACCGAGUCACCUCUGACACCUCUGUGGUGUUACAUUGGUUUUGACCACAAACUCAUGUUUUUAGGAACUCUGAUGAUCAUUCAAAUGGUUUAUAGUUCAAACCAUCAUUUUUACUACUGCGAUUGUACUACAGUAUUAUGACGAUUGUUGAUUGUAAUAUAUCUUAUGUUCACGUAAUGCCAAGAAGAACGGAAACAUCCCUAAAACAGUCUGAGGUGGAUUUGGUAUUCUACUUUUUAUAAAUUGUAAUAUCAGCAAGGUCAAUUUGAUUGCUGCUUGUGUCAACACUAACUGUUCAUUUUAGUGGAGGAACAAAUGAAGACAUGUUGUUUAUAGUUGAUGUGAUAAUACACAAAUGAUGAGGACGUGGCUUUAACAUGCUUCUGUACUGAGAUCCAUUGCAGUGUAUAUUUGAGUAGUCAGUAUUUUCUGAGUGAUAACUUUGGCAUAAAAUGAAUAAUUGUCUGUAAAAGCAUCUUUAUUUGUUUAAAUAAAGGCACAUUAAGCUGAACAUUGA